AUUUAAAAACUGGGACAAAGAACCAUCAGGACGGAACUGCUUCAAUUGCAAAAAUCUCAGCGCAGCCUCCGGAGCGGCCGGCUGGCCCGAGUCAGGAGCAGCCCCUUUAAAAAAGCGGAGUACAGUAUUGGGAUUCUUGAAACCUGAAACCUAGACGCAGAAUCGAAGCGGAAACCAGAAGGAAAACCGUGAACUCCCCCAGACAAUUGCUUCCGGGGAGUUUCGGGAGAGCGAGGGGGAAUAAAGGGCCGGAGAGGAGGGCCCCUCGGAUGGCGCGCCCCUGAGGGUCCUGGCGAGUUCGAGGAGCGUGGGAAGGAGAGGACCCUACCCUCUCCCUGGGCUGCAGGUCAUGGCCACCGUGGAGCAGAAAGCCCUGGGCAUCGGCUUCAAGUGUCUCUCUUUGGCCACUUUUGUGCUCAUCUGCGCCGGGCAAGGGGGACGCAGGGAGGAAGGGGGUCCAGCCUGCUACGGGGGAUUUGACCUGUACUUCAUUCUGGACAAAUCGGGAAGUGUGCUGCACCACUGGAAUGAAAUCUAUUACUUCGUGGAACAAUUGGCUCAUAAAUUCAUCAGCCCACAGCUAAGAAUGUCCUUUAUUGUCUUCUCUACUCGAGGAACAACCCUAAUGAAGCUCACAGAAGACAGAGAACAGAUCCGUCAAGGCCUAGAAGAACUCCAGAAGGUUCUGCCAGGAGGAGACACUUACAUGCAUGAAGGAUUUGAAAGGGCCAGUGAGCAGAUUUAUUAUGAAAACAGUCAAGGAUACAGGACAGCCAGCGUCAUCAUCGCUCUGACCGAUGGAGAGCUGCACGAGGACCUCUUCUUCUACUCAGAGAGGGAGGCCAACAGAUCUCGAGAUCUCGGUGCAAUCGUUUACUGUGUCGGCGUGAAGGAUUUCAAUGAAACACAGCUGGCGCGGAUCGCAGACAGUAAGGAUCAUGUGUUUCCUGUAAAUGACGGCUUUCAGGCCCUGCAAGGCAUCAUCCACUCAAUUUUGAAGAAGUCCUGCAUUGAAAUCCUGGCAGCUGAACCAUCCACCAUAUGUGCAGGAGAAUCAUUUCAAGUUGUGGUGAGAGGGAACGGCUUCCGCCACGCCCGCAACGUGGACAGGGUCCUCUGCAGCUUCAAGAUCAACGAGUCUCUCACGCUCAAUGAGAAGCCCUUCGCUGUGGAAGAUACUUAUUUGCUGUGUCCAGCACCUAUCUUAAAGGAAGUUGGCAUGAAAGCAGCGCUUCAGGUCAGCAUGAAUGACGGCCUCUCCUUCAUCUCCAGUUCUGUCAUCAUCACCACCACACAUUGCUCCGAUGGCUCCAUCCUGGCAAUCGCCCUGCUGAUCCUGUUCCUGCUCCUGGCCCUGGCUCUCCUCUGGUGGUUCUGGCCCCUCUGCUGCACCGUGAUUAUCAAGGAGGUCCCUCCGCCCCCUGCUGAGGAAAGCGAGGAAGAAGACGAUGACGGUCUGCCUAAGAAAAAGUGGCCGACAGUGGAUGCCUCUUAUUACGGCGGGCGAGGUGUCGGAGGCAUUAAAAGAAUGGAGGUUCGUUGGGGAGAAAAGGGCUCCACUGAAGAGGGUGCUAAGUUGGAGAAGGCAAAGAAUGCAAGAGUCAAGAUGCCGGAGCAGGAGUACGAAUUCCCUGAACCCCGAAAUCUCAACAACAACAUGCGCCGGCCGUCCUCCCCCCGGAAGUGGUACUCUCCCAUCAAGGGAAAACUUGAUGCCUUGUGGGUCCUGCUGCGGAAAGGAUAUGACCGUGUGUCCGUGAUGCGUCCACAGCCAGGAGACACGGGACGCUGUAUCAACUUCACCAGAGUCAAGAACAACCAGCCUGCCAAGUACCCCCUCAACAAUGCCUACCACACCACCUCGCCGCCCCCCGCCCCCAUCUACACCCCGCCACCCCCUGCUCCCCACUGCCCUCCCCCGCCCCCCAGCGCUCCCACCCCUCCCAUCCCAUCCCCCCCUUCCAUCCUCCCCCCUCCUCCUCAGGCCCCGCCUCCCAACAGGGCCCCG
This is a messenger RNA of Vicugna pacos (alpaca), 2008 nucleotides long. RefSeq names its product ANTXR cell adhesion molecule 1 (gene ANTXR1). Gene Ontology annotation, molecular function: transmembrane signaling receptor activity. Lineage: Eukaryota; Metazoa; Chordata; Mammalia; Artiodactyla; Camelidae. Gene Ontology annotation, cellular component: cell surface; plasma membrane. The record is from RefSeq and is a predicted model, not a curated record.